This is a messenger RNA of Monodelphis domestica (gray short-tailed opossum), 4149 nucleotides long. It is a transcript of the gene MSH4, whose product is annotated as mutS homolog 4. Gene Ontology annotation, biological process: reciprocal meiotic recombination; mismatch repair. Gene Ontology annotation, molecular function: ATP-dependent DNA damage sensor activity; mismatched DNA binding; ATP binding. Gene Ontology annotation, cellular component: nucleus. NCBI's taxonomy places the organism in Eukaryota, Metazoa, Chordata, Mammalia, Didelphimorphia, Didelphidae. The record is from RefSeq and is a predicted model, not a curated record.
AGCGUGCACACCCAAGCUCAUCUCUUCUGUCAAUCAUCUCCGUUAAUCGCUUGUCCCUCCCCUUCCGGGGCUACUUCCACUCCUAACUGGUUGGAAUCUCGUGGACUCAAGGAAGUCCCUCUAGUCCCGAAGCUUGCUGGGAGAGGCUGGAGGCGGGGCCCCCUCACUAGACACUGUCACGUGGUACGAUUCGCUUCGCUAUUCCUAUGAGCGGGAUGCCGAGGUCCAAGGUUCCCACUCCGUCGUGCUCGCGACCAUGGGACUUUGUCUCGCCCGCGGGCAGGAUCCCGCCGCUCGACCCCCGCAGCAGAUCCGGUCCCCCGGACACCUCGGCCCGGGGCUCGGCUGAGCGCGGCUUGCCUUUCCCUGCCGAUGGCGGCUCCUCUUCCGGGCCAAGCGGCGGCGCCGGCCCAACGUGGUGGAGCAGUAGCGGCCCCAGCCCUGUGGGUGGGGCUUCCGGGGGAGACCGAGAUUCCUACUCUGGGGACAAGAGUUCUUUUGCAGAGCACGUCAGUGCAUUGAAUUUCACCUCUGUUGCAAGUUCGUCGUCGGCAAGAGAGAGCGGUUUUGCUCCACUAGGAAAGACGCCAUCGGCCUUUGGAAAGCCUCCCAGAUCAGGCUGUGGAAGCAGGACGCCACAAGUGGCAUAUUCAGCGACGCCCUCGUCGGCCGUGUCUGGCCAGGCCGGGGCCUCUGUGCUGGUGGCCAUCGUGGAAGGCAGAGGCCUGGCCCGAGGAGAGAUCGGCAUGGCCAGCCUCGACGUGAGAAGUCCUCAGAUCCUGUUAUCGCAGUUCCCCGACAACACGACCUACACCAAGGUGAUCACCAAGCUCAAGAUUCUGGCGCCCCUGGAGGUCCUGAUGGCCUCCACCGCCUGUGGGCAGGGGGCUUCCGGCAAGCUCUUCGGCCUCAUCACUGACAACUUCAAGAACGUGACUCUCACCACCAUCCAGAGGAAAUACUUCAGUGAAACCAAAGGGCUGGAGUCCAUUGAGCAGCUGUGCGCCCCAGAGUUCAGCACCGUCCUGAUGGAGGUGCAGGCCAAGUACUACUGUCUGGCUGCCGUGGCCGCCCUGCUGAAGUACCUGGAGUUCCUUCAGAACGCCGUGUACGCCCCCAAGUCGCUGAAGGUCCUUUUCCUAGGCAGCGAGAAGACGCUCAUGAUAGACUCGUCCUCGGCCCAGAGCCUCGAGCUGCUGGUCAAUGCUCAGGACUGCAGGAGCCAGCACACGCUCUUCGGUGUUCUGAAUCACACCAAAACCCCGGGGGGGAGCCGAAGGCUUCGCUCCAAUCUUCUCGAGCCUCUCACCGACGUCGGCACCAUCAACAUGAGGCUGGACUGCGUGGAGGAACUCCUCCGCGACGAGGAACUCUUCUUUGGCCUUCAGUCAGUCAUCUCGAGAUUUCUGGACACAGAACAGCUGCUUUCGGCUCUAGUCCAAAUUCCAAAGCAAGACACGGUGAAAGCGUCGGAGUCAAAGAUAACCAAUCUAAUUUACCUGAAGCAUACUCUUGAGCUUGUGGAGCCUUUAAAGGCGCUGCUGGAGAAGUGUCGAACGCCCCUGUUCAAGGCCUACCGCGACUCCUUGGGAGACAGCAGGUUUGGAACCAUCCUUGAAAGAAUUGGAACAGUGAUCAACGACGAUGCCAGAUACCUGAAAGGAUGUCUGAACAUGAGGACCCAGAAAUGCUACGCGGUGAAGUCCAACAUCAAUGAAUUUCUGGAUAUAGCCAGAAGAACGUACACGGAGAUCGUCGACGACAUAGCAGGAAUGAUCGCGCAGCUCGCAGAAAAGUACAGUUUGCCUUUGAAGACAAGUUUUAGCUCCGCUCGAGGAUUCUUCAUCCAGAUGAACACGGAUUGUUCGCUAUUGCCCAGGGCUCCGCUUCCAUCCGAAUUCAUUAAGAUCACCAAGACGAAAAGCACGUACAGCUUCACGUCGGCGGACCUGAUCAAAAUGAACGAGCGCUGCCAGGAGUCGCUGAGGGAGAUCUAUCACAUGACCUACAUGGUCGUGUGCCAGCUGCUCAGCGAGGUUUACGAGCACAUCCAUUGCCUGUACAAGCUCUCUGACGUCGUGUCCAUGGUCGACAUGCUCCUGGCCUUCGCUCACGCGUGCACGCUCUCUGAUUACGUCCGGCCUGAGUUCACGGACACCCUCGCCGUGAAGCAGGGCUGGCACCCCAUCCUGGAGAAGAUCUCGGCGGAGAGGCCGGUGGCCAACGACACCUACAUCGCGGAGGGGAGCAAUUUCGUCCUGGUGACCGGACCCAACAUGAGUGGGAAGUCGACCUACCUGAAGCAGAUCGCUCUUUGCCAGAUCAUGGCCCAGAUUGGCUCCUUCGUGCCGGCCCAGUACUCCUCGUUCCGGAUCACCGAGCAGAUUUUCACUCGGAUCAGCACAGACGACGACAUGGAGAGCAACGCCUCGACCUUCAUGAAGGAGAUGAAAGAGAUCGCCUACAUCCUCCACAACGCCAACGACCGCUCGCUCAUCCUCAUCGACGAGCUCGGCCGGGGGACCAGCACCGAGGAGGGCAUCGGCAUUUGCUUCGCCGUCUGCGAGUACCUGCUCGGCUUGAAGGCAUUUACACUGUUUGCCACUCAUUUCCUGGAAUUGUGCCAAUUGGACGUCUUCUUCCCCAACGUGGAGAACCUCCAUUUUGAAGUCGAGCACGCGAGCCGCUCUCCGAGGGGCCGAGAGGCCAUCACCUACACCUACAGACUUGCGAAGGGGCACACCGAGGAGAAGAAUUACGGGAUCCAGGCUGCAGAAGCGUCCUCACUCCCACAGUCCAUCAUUUCAGAGGCCAAAGCGAUCCGUGCCCAGGUCACCAGGCAGAUGCUGGAACGGCAAAACCAGAACAGCUCUCCAGAGACUACCAGACGUAGGGCUGUAUACCGGCUGGCCACCAGGCUCCUUCAGACAGCCCGGAACUCUCAGCUGGACGCCGAGAGCCUUCGGCUCUACCUGAAGGGCCUCAAGAUCAGCUUUGAAGCUGACGUGUCUGGUGCCAGAGAGGGAGCAGAUGAGGCCCAGGAUGAGUGAAUGACAUCUUGGCUGAAGCCAGACACUUGCCCUGGGCAUGCCAUUGCAGCUGAGCCUCAGCUCCACCACCUGGCCAUGUUCAUUUGUUACUUUGACAAAGAUCUUUUUUUUUUUUUAAUUUUUAUUUUUAAAAGAUUUUUUAGUGUUUACGUAUUUCAUUUUCUUUUCUUCCCCUUCCCUCUUCCCCCUCCCAGAUCCAAUAAGUACUUCCGCUGGGUUAUGCAAGUGUUAUCAUUUAUAUCUCUGUCCAUAAUUAUUCAUUUUUGUAAUAGAGCAAUCUUUUAAAGUCAAACCCCCCAAUCCUGUAUCCAUAUAAACAGAUGAUAAAUUAUUUGUUUUUAUUCUUGUUUCUGCUCCCACAGUUCUUCCUUUGGAUGUGGAUGUUAGCAAAGUCAGUUACAUAUGAUUGUGCUACAAUGUAUUUGUCUCUGUGUACAACAUUCUCUUGGUUCUUCUUUCACUCUGCAUCACUUCCUGGAGGUCCUUCCAGUUCACAUGGAAUCCCUCCAGUUCAUUAUCCUUUCGGCACAGUAGUCUUCCAUCCCCAACAGAUACCACAAUGUGUUCAGCCAUUCUCCAAUCGAAGGGCAACCCCUCAUUUUCCAAUUUUUUACCACCACAAAGAGCGCAGCUAUGAAUGUUCUUGUACAGGUCUUUUUCCUUAUUAUCUCUUUGGGAUACAAACCAAGCAGCACUAUGGCUGGAUCAAAUGGCAGACAGUCUUUUAUCGCCCUUUGGGCAUAGUUCCAAAUUGCCCUCCAAAAUGGUUGGAUCCAUUCACAACUCCACCAGUAAUGCAUUAAUGUCCUGACUUUGCAACAUCCCCUCCAGCAUUCAUUACUUUCCUUUGCUGACAUGUUAGCCAAUUUACUAGGUGUGAGGUGACUCCUCAGAGUUGUUUUGGUUUGCAUUUCUCUGGUUAUGAGAGAUUUAGGGCACUUUUUCAUGUGCUUAUUGAUAGUUUUGAUUUCAUGUGAAAACCGUCUAUUCAUGCCCCUUUACCAUUUGUUGAUUGGAGAAUGACGUGAUUGUUUGUACAAUUGACUUAGUUCCUUAUAUGUAGGAAAUUAAACCUUUGUCAGAGGUUUUUUUGUAAAAA